CAUAAAAGCCCUUGCUAAAAGGGACGUGCAGUCGUGAGUGCCGAGCUGCUCUGUAGCCAAGAGAGAUGGGGCAGUCGGUGCAGUGAGGACGGAGGUCGCAAGAAGGAAAACAAGGGCAGCAGGCAAGCGAGAAAGAAGCGGAUAUCUGGCAAAAGCUGACGGCAGAAGACCUAGAGGGCUAAAGGAGCCCACAGCAGGUGGAGACAAGAUCUAGAACAAACCGGUCCGGUCCACAGUUGUUUUUCUGGAAGAGAAGAAAGUGGUGGUGGGGGGAUUGCCUUUCUCCCCUGCAGUUUAUGAAAACUACUUUUAUCCUCUUCAGAAAAGAAAAGGCUUAAGGGAGGUAAAGGCACUCUCUUUACUUAGAGGAGGGGGGGGGGGAACCUAGAUUCUUUCAGAAGCCUCUGAAAUAACCCACAGUUGCAGAUCCACCCUGGUUUCUGAAGAUUUACAUCCCUUUCGGGAGAAUUCCAGCCGGAGUAGCUGGUACAGUUCUAUUUUUUUUUUUUUUAUUUAAAUAUCUCUGUCUCUUCCCCUAUCCGGUGCCUUCUAACACUUUCCUUGUUUGUAAGCACAAGUGUCAAGAAAGUGUCAAUCCGGAGUAGGAAUAUUUUUAGUUUUCUCUUUUAUCUUCCAGUAUCUUUUUUUUUUUUUUUAAAGAGGUUAGGAGGGGUCCUUAUUUCCGAAAAGGACGUCUUAAUUGGAGAGGCUCUGCCUCUAAAUAGGUUUACACACAUACCCACUUAGAAAGAGCUACCUUUCAGAGGUUGGCAUCCCACUAAGAAAGAUGGAAGAAGGAGCCAGGCAGCGAAACAACGCUGCAAAGAGCCAUCCAGGUGGGAGCGAGGCGGAGGCGAGUCCCGACACCGGUUCCGAAGGGGGCGGAGUAGCCCUGAAGAAAGAGAUUGGAUUGGUCAGUGCGUGCGGUAUCAUUGUAGGGAACAUCAUCGGUUCUGGCAUCUUCGUAUCACCAAAGGGUGUGCUGGAGAAUGCGGGCUCUGUGGGCUUUGCGCUCAUCGUCUGGAUCGUAACGGGUCUCAUCACAGCUGUGGGAGCCCUGUGCUAUGCUGAGCUCGGGGUCACCAUCCCCAAAUCUGGCGGUGACUACUCCUAUGUCAAGGACAUCUUCGGAGGACUGGCUGGGUUCCUGAGGCUAUGGAUUGCGGUGCUGGUGAUCUACCCCACCAACCAGGCUGUCAUCGCCCUCACCUUCUCCAACUACGUGUUACAGCCACUCUUCCCCACCUGCUUCCCCCCGGAGUCUGGCCUCCGACUCCUGGCUGCCAUCUGCUUAUUGCUCCUCACAUGGGUCAACUGCUCCAGUGUGCGGUGGGCCACCCGGGUUCAAGACAUAUUCACCGCUGGGAAGCUCCUGGCCCUCGCUCUCAUCAUCAUCAUGGGGGUUGUACAGAUUUGCAAAGGACAAUACUUCUGGCUGGAGCCAAAGAAUGCAUUUGAGAAUUUCCAAGAACCUGACAUCGGCCUCAUUGCACUGGCUUUCCUUCAGGGCUCCUUUGCCUAUGGAGGCUGGAACUUUCUUAAUUAUGUGACUGAGGAACUUGUUGAUCCCUACAAGAAUCUUCCCAGAGCCAUCUUCAUCUCCAUCCCACUGGUCACAUUUGUGUAUGUCUUUGCCAAUGUCGCUUAUGUCACUGCAAUGUCCCCCCAGGAGCUGCUGGCAUCAAACGCAGUCGCUGUGACUUUUGGAGAGAAGCUCCUAGGUGUCAUGGCCUGGAUCAUGCCCAUUUCUGUGGCCCUGUCUACAUUUGGAGGAGUCAAUGGUUCUCUUUUCACCUCCUCCCGGCUGUUCUUUGCUGGAGCCAGGGAGGGCCACCUUCCCAGCGUGUUGGCCAUGAUCCACGUGAAGCGUUGCACCCCAAUCCCAGCCUUGCUCUUCACAUGCCUCUCGACCCUGCUGAUGCUGGUCACCAGUGACAUGUAUACUCUCAUCAACUAUGUGGGCUUCAUCAACUACCUCUUUUAUGGGGUCACAGUUGCUGGACAGAUAGUUCUUCGCUGGAAGAAACCGGACAUCCCCCGCCCCAUCAAGAUCAACCUCCUGUUCCCCAUCAUCUACUUAUUGUUCUGGGCCUUCCUGCUGGUCUUCAGCCUCUGGUCGGAGCCCGUGGUGUGCGGCAUCGGCCUGGCCAUCAUGCUGACAGGAGUGCCCGUCUACUUCCUGGGUGUUUACUGGCAACACAAACCACAGUGUUUCCAUAACUUCAUUGAGUGGAUGACCCUGGUGAGCCAGAAGAUGUGUGUUGUUGUGUACCCUGCGAUGGAUGGGGGCUCGGGGACAGAGGAGAUAAACAAGGACAUGGAGGAGCAGCAACAGCCCAUCUACCAACCCACUGACUCCAAGGACAAGACUUCAGAGGAGCAGCCCUAAUCUUGAGGAACCCCAUCCCUCUCAGCAGGCUCCUCCCUCCCUCAACACCCUUUCUGCCUUCCCUGCCCAGGUCCCCCCAACAUACACACACACACUCCUCUGUCAAGCAGGGGCAGGACCUGGGUAUGGACGGUGAGACACUAAACCAAGACUGACACUAUACCCAAAGAACCAGCCUCUCACCCCCAGGACCUGUGUCCAAAGCCCCCCUCCAGGCCUGUCCACAUUCUGUUAGAGGAGAGUGGAGCUACCAAGGGUGACUCCAGGAUCUGCCCUCUGUCCUGGGCCCACACAUUAUAUUUCCUCCUCUAGAACUUGAGUACCCUACUGCCUUCCCUCCCCACUCCUGAGCCCAGGGAGGCCUCAGCUCAGAGAGAGGUGGUAGCAACUGUAGUCAGUUAGGGAGGGACAGACUCAAGCAAAUUUGUCACCAUUGAAGGUCAGCUGGAGAGAUUCAAAUCUCCCUCCCUUCUUCCCUCCCUCCCUCCCUUCACUAGGGACCCAAGAAACCAGAGGGGAUACUUCUCUCUGCCCUGUACUCCUCGGUACUUCCCCAGGCCUCCUGAGCUCCCUGGCCACAGUCAGGUUCCUGUCAGGACACCACCUCCCCACUGAGCUAAGGACCAAUGAGCAGGAGAACUGCCCCCGCCCCCCAAGCAGAGCCAGGCCUGUGGAACAGUUGGGAAAGGCUCGGAUUGCAGAACCCAGCCCUGCCCCUGCCCUUGCCCCUGCAUCCUGCCCUCAACUCUGUGCCAAAGCUUCUUAAUACCAGAAAGGCUUUUUAUUUUCAGCAUAGUAGUAGACAACGUCUCUCUCCUAAUGACAAAGUCGUUCUGCUUCUCCUCCCUCUCUAUGCCCAGGGGAAGACUCAGUCAGUCACCCAGUUACCCCUGCAGCUACACCCUGACACACCCCCAGCCACACCCCCAGUGAGCUAUUCGGGCUGCCCCAUCAUGUCCUUUUCCUCCUCCAGAACCAGACUGGGUGUGAAGUCUCCCCGAGCCCAUCAGGCCUGAAAUCCAAGCCAAAUCAGCCUUAAGUCACCUCCCAUCCAAGAAUCAGACCUAAAAAUACUCUCUUAUUUCUAAACCCAGGAACAGACCUGGUAUGAAAUGCACUCUGGGAGGAAGGGAGGGAGUUAAGGAGGGUGCUGUUCCACUUCCCUAGAGGUGCCCAUCCCAUAAACUUGGAGACUGUUCCGGAGAAGGUGUCUUCAGAAAAACAGUUCCAGCCCCCUCCCCAACUCAGAUAACCCCCACUGACAGUCCCACCGCUGUCCUGUCUGGGCAGCCUCCAAGGCAGGAUGAGAGGGCAGUGGCAGCCUGGCACCUCCUGGAAGGCCCUGGGAAAGGCAGGUCUCUGUGGCUUGCAGACUCCCAGCAUCCUGCAGGCUGAGGCCACUUUGCCUGUGCUCCAAGGGAAGGCUUCCGCGCCACCCCUGCUGUGCUAAGGACUAGGAUCCUUUUAUCCUACAGCAAGAUUCCCUGGGCACCCCCACUCUCCAUCUUUUCUGCUUAAUACUGGAAUACCUGGGGAACCACUCCUGUCCCAGACAGACCUCCCAGCUUCCACCUGCCUGCCUGACCUCAACUUGCUGAGAUGCCAGGACUGGUCAGGAGAACUAGGGCUGGCCCCUGGGGGGUCAGGGGACCAUCCUCCUAUACCCUCAUCUCAUUCCUCUACCCUCCUAUUAUUGUUUUUUGUAAAGUGGAUGCCUUACUUUUUGGAUAAAUAUUUUUGAAGCUGGCAUUUCUAUUUCUUUUGGAUUUUGUAAUGUAAGGUUGGUUGUUGUU
Messenger RNA from Talpa occidentalis (Iberian mole), 4182 nucleotides. RefSeq names its product solute carrier family 7 member 8 (gene SLC7A8). The record is from RefSeq and is a predicted model, not a curated record. Bases 788 to 2389 code for a protein of 533 amino acids. Gene Ontology annotation, molecular function: neutral L-amino acid transmembrane transporter activity; L-amino acid transmembrane transporter activity. The transcript has 11 exons. Gene Ontology annotation, cellular component: membrane. NCBI's taxonomy places the organism in Eukaryota, Metazoa, Chordata, Mammalia, Eulipotyphla, Talpidae. Gene Ontology annotation, biological process: neutral amino acid transport; amino acid transmembrane transport.